AUGUCCGUAUCUGGUAGCAACAGCGGUAAAUCGUACUCGUGGACUGAUGUUUCGGGUAACGUGUACUACUAUUACAAGCAUCCUAUGACCAAGGCUGUUUUGUUCAUUUUACUACAGGAAUUAUGUGAACGUUUGGCCUUCUACGGGUUGAUGCCCAACCUUCAGAUUUUCCUCAAGGAGUAUCUUGGGGUUGAUGACGCUGGUGCUAAUUCGUAUAUCUCUACGUUCAACGCUAUCCUUUAUGUUACUCCACUUCUCUCUGCUGUGAUAUCGGAUACGAUACUUGGACUCUACCUCACUAUUCUGGCAUUCUCCUUCGUUUACAUGGCGGGUUUGGCUCUUCUAACGCUGUCUACGAUACAUUCGAUUAGUCAGCCGUGGAUGAUCCAUGUCUCACUACUCUUCCUAAUCGCAUUUGGUGCGGGUGGAAUUAAGAGUUGUGUGAACGUCAUGGGAGCUCAACAGUUCCAUCCUGAGGAGCAUAAAGAUCUUAUUACAAGUUGCCUUUAUCAUUGCAACGAUUGUUUUCAUUGGGGGUAA
Messenger RNA from Perkinsus marinus ATCC 50983, 540 nucleotides. RefSeq lists its product as hypothetical. Gene Ontology annotation, molecular function: transmembrane transporter activity. Bases 1 to 540 code for a protein of 179 amino acids. The transcript has 2 exons. Gene Ontology annotation, cellular component: membrane. NCBI's taxonomy places the organism in Eukaryota, Perkinsozoa, Perkinsida, Perkinsidae. Gene Ontology annotation, biological process: transmembrane transport. The record is from RefSeq and is a predicted model, not a curated record.